AUGUUGACUGGAGAGGAAGAGCCCCGUACCUUCAGAACAGGCUGCAGAGGCUGGUGGGACGAUCUGAACUGUUGGCCUCCUGCUUCAGUCGGAGACGUCGUGUCCCAGCCGUGUCCCCGCUUCCUACACACCACAGGCCGUGUGUUCAGAAACUGUACCGAUCAUGGAUGGUCAGAGUCAUUUCCUCCUCAUCAUGAAGCCUGUGAAUAUGGACUCAACCACAGCUUACCUGCAGAGGUGAAAAAGGUGUACCUUUCCCAGCAUUACUUCCUGUUUGUGAGGAUCAUGUACUCCGUGGGAUACGCCGUCUCACUCAUCUCUCUCUCAGUUGCUGUGGCAAUCCUCUCUCUGUUCAGGAGGCUCCACUGCACACGAAACUUUGUCCACAUUCAGCUCUUCCUGUCCUUCAUCCUGAGAGCAUCUCUUAUCUUCAUUAGAGACUCUGUUCUGUUCUCCUCUGACGACCACUUCCACUGUGGAGAUUACCCGGCAGGCUGUAAAAUUACCACGGCACUGUCGAACUACAGCAUCAUGGCAAACUACAGCUGGUUGCUGGCUGAAGGUCACUUCCUGUACAGUCUGCUCAGCGUGUCUCUGUUCUCGUCCAAGAGGCGUCUGUGGAUCUACAUCGUCCUGGGCUGGGGUUCUCCAAUGAUCAUUCUGAUUGGAUGGAGCUGUGCCAGGUUCCUUUAUGAAGACGAGGGGUGUUGGGAGACGAGGAGGAUCAGGUGGAUCUGGUGGAUCCUCAGACUUCCUGUUCUCAUCUUCAUCACAGUGAACAUGGCAUUCUUUCUCUUGAUCAUGAGAAUCCUGGUGUCAAAGCUGAGGACCCGAGACAUGCCAGGCAACGAGUUCAACCACUACAGGAAGUUAUCCAAGUCGUCCUUCCUAUUGGUGUCUCUGUUUGGCCUCCACUACAUCCUGUUUGCCUUCCUCCCUAAUAAACUCAGUGACUCCUCACAUCGAGUCUGGACAGGGAUCGAGCUUGCCUUCGCCUCCACUCAGGGUUUUGUUGUGGCCCUCCUGUACUGCUUCCUUAAUGCAGAGGUGCAGAUAGAGUUCCAGAGGCGGUGGAGGAGGUGGAGACAGAAACAGACCCUGCAGGUGGAGACCAGGAGACUCCGUAGCUCCCUGAGUCAGAGCGGAGGAGGACUUGGCAACGUGUCGGUGCUCACUAAGACAUCAAGUUCACUGGAGACGGAUCAGCUGUGA
This is a messenger RNA of Cheilinus undulatus (humphead wrasse), 1212 nucleotides long. RefSeq names its product secretin receptor. Gene Ontology annotation, cellular component: plasma membrane. Gene Ontology annotation, biological process: adenylate cyclase-modulating G protein-coupled receptor signaling pathway; cell surface receptor signaling pathway. The transcript is spliced from 12 exons. Gene Ontology annotation, molecular function: secretin receptor activity; G protein-coupled peptide receptor activity; peptide hormone binding. The record is from RefSeq and is a predicted model, not a curated record. Lineage: Eukaryota; Metazoa; Chordata; Actinopteri; Labriformes; Labridae. The coding region runs from base 1 to 1212 and encodes 403 amino acids.